AUGAGGCACCCACAUUCAAGUGUGCCUCCAGGAUUUAGAUUUCACCCCACUGAUGAAGAACUCAUCCUUCAUUUUCUAAUGAAGAAACUGAGCUCCUCACCUUUCCCCGUUUCCAUCAUCGCGGACGUCGAUAUCUUUAAGUUCGAUCCCUGGGACUUACCAGGUGAGACUCGCUUUAAUAACCCUUUCAAUAUAAAGCUGUGCUUGGUGAGAAAGAAUGGUACUUUUUCAGCCCGAGAGACAGAAAGUACCCAAAUGGUGCAAGGCCAAAAUGGGGCAGCUGGAUCCGGGUUUGGGAAAGCAACCGGGACUGAUAAGAUUAUAGUUGCAUCUUCAAUGGCAGCUGGAAGGGGGUGGAGUGCAUUCCGAUAUUGGUGUAAAGAAAGCUUUGGUGUUUCACAGACAAAACAAGCCAACACACAUCUUUAA
Messenger RNA from Gossypium arboreum, 429 nucleotides. Its product is annotated as NAC transcription factor 47-like. The transcript is spliced from 2 exons. Gene Ontology annotation, biological process: regulation of DNA-templated transcription. The record is from RefSeq and is a predicted model, not a curated record. Bases 1 to 429 code for a protein of 142 amino acids. NCBI's taxonomy places the organism in Eukaryota, Viridiplantae, Streptophyta, Magnoliopsida, Malvales, Malvaceae. Gene Ontology annotation, molecular function: DNA binding.